Messenger RNA from Panthera uncia (snow leopard), 651 nucleotides. It is a transcript of the gene PTS, whose product is annotated as 6-pyruvoyltetrahydropterin synthase. The record is from RefSeq and is a predicted model, not a curated record. Gene Ontology annotation, biological process: tetrahydrobiopterin biosynthetic process. The coding region runs from base 44 to 487 and encodes 147 amino acids. Gene Ontology annotation, molecular function: 6-pyruvoyltetrahydropterin synthase activity. Gene Ontology annotation, cellular component: mitochondrion. The transcript is spliced from 6 exons. Lineage: Eukaryota; Metazoa; Chordata; Mammalia; Carnivora; Felidae.
GCCUAUCCCCGCCCCGCGGCGAACCGAACCGGGAGGCAACGCGAUGAGCGCGGCUGGCGCGGGCGUGGGCGGUCGCCCCUGGGCGCGACUGUCCCGCCUCGUCUCCUUCAGCGCGACCCACCGGCUCCACAGCAAAUGUCUGAGUAACGAAGAAAACUUGAAACUGUAUGGGAAAUGCAAUAAUCCAAAUGGCCAUGGGCACAAUUAUAAAGUUGUGGUGACAGUUCAUGGAGAGAUUGAUCCUGUUACAGGCAUGGUUAUGAAUAUGACCGACCUCAAAGAGUACAUGGAGGAGGCAAUUAUGAAGCCCCUUGAUCAUAAGAAUCUGGAUCUAGAUGUGCCAUACUUUGCAGAUAUUGUAAGCACGACAGAAAAUGUAGCUGUAUAUAUCUGGGAAAACCUCCAGAAAUUUCUUCCUAUGGGAGUUCUUUAUAAAGUAAAAGUAUAUGAAACUGACAAUAAUGUUGUCGUCUAUAAAGGAGAGUAGCUUUUAGGAGUUCAUACUGUAGAAAGAUUAAUUUCUUUCCACAUUUGAAAAAGGUCUUUAUCCUCUUGGACUAUUAAAAAGUCAUCACAGAAUUGUUAGAGCUUCACCUUGUGUUCUGGUGCCUCAUUUAUUGAAAUCAUUGUGUGUAAGACCUGUUGUGUAUU